UCCUACGAUAUAUCUUACCCAUUUUUAUACUGUUUCUUCUUUUCUUCCUUUUCUCUUUAAUUCUAUGAUUAAGACUCUGCUUCUCCGUUCUUCUUUUUGCUUUUCUCGCCGUCAUAACUUCUCUUUCUUCUUAACAAGAUUCCCAUAUCCCAUCACUCGCUUUCCUUCACUUUCUUUUCCUUUCUCGAGCGUUUCCCCUCCGCCCACUCUCUCCUGCAACUGCAAGGUUUUCUCCAUGGCUGAACGGAUCUCCACUUCAAGCUCACACUCCCAUAAGUAUACUAAUCGUCUCGCAUCGGAGCACAGUCCUUAUCUUCUUCAGCAUGCUCAUAAUCCGGUUGAUUGGUAUCCUUGGGGAGAAGAAGCUUUUGCAGAAGCGAGAAAGAGAGACGUGCCAAUUUUCUUAUCAAUUGGAUAUAGUACCUGCCACUGGUGUCAUGUGAUGGAGGUGGAGUCUUUUGAAAAUGAAGAGGGGGCAAAGUUGUUGAAUGAUUGGUUUGUCGGUAUUAAGGUGGAUCGAGAAGAAAGACCAGAUGUUGAUAAGGUGUACAUGACUUAUGUGCAGGCUUUGUAUGGUGGUGGAGGGUGGCCACUAUCGGUCUUCCUUUCACCUGAUUUAAAACCCUUAAUGGGUGGAACCUACUUUCCUCCCGAGGAUAAGUAUGGAAGGCCUGGAUUUAAGACCAUUCUUAGAAAGGUGAAGGAUGCUUGGGAUAGUAAAAAGGAUGUGCUCGUUAAGAGUGGAGCCUUUGCUAUUGAACAGCUAUCAGAAGCAUUGUCAGCUAGUGCUGAUUCAAACCAAUUGCCUGAUGGGCUUCCACAAAACGCAUUACACUUAUGUGCAGAGCAGCUGUCCAAAAGAUACGAUUCAAGGUUUGGUGGGUUCGGAUCUGCUCCCAAGUUUCCUAGACCAGUUGAGAUCCAAUUGAUGAUCUAUUGGUCCAAAAUAUUAGAGGAAAGCGGAAAACCUGGUGAAGCCAAAGAGAAUCUUAAAAUGGUUUUCUUUAGUUUGCAAUGCAUGGCAAGAGGAGGUAUGCAUGACCACAUUGGAGGUGGCUUUCAGUUUCACAGAUAUAGUGUGGAUGAAUGCUGGCACGUUCCUCAUUUUGAGAAAAUGUUGUACGACCAAGGGCAACUUGCCAAUGUUUACUUGGAUGCUUUUUCCAUCUCUGGAGAUGUAUUAUAUUCAUUUAUGUCUAGUGAUAUUCUUGAUUAUUUGAGGAGAGAUAUGAUUGGUUCAGAAGGUGGAAUCUUUUCAGCAGAGGAUGCUGAUAGUGCUGAAUUUGAAGGUGCAACCAGAAAAAAGGAGGGAGCCUUCUAUAUAUGGACAAGUGAAGAGAUCGACGGCAUUCUUGGAGAGCAUGCCAGCCUUUUUAAGGAACACUACUAUGUAAAGCCCUUGGGAAACUGUGAUCUUUCUAGCAUGAGUGACCCGCACAAUGAAUUCAAGGGGAGUAAUGUGCUUAUUGAAAGAAAUGAUUCUUCAGAACUUGCAUCAAAACUUGGCAUGCCAAUCCAGGAGUAUCUGGCUAUUCUAGGUGAAUUCAAAAAGAAGCUUUUUGAUGUAAGGGCAAAAAGACCUAGGCCACAUUUGGAUGACAAGGUGAUUGUAUCUUGGAAUGGACUUGCAAUUUCAUCUUUUGCAAGAGCAUCUAAAAUCCUCAAGGCUGAACCUCAGGGCACAAAUUUCAACUUCCCUGUUGUUGGCUGUGAUCCCAAGGAGUACAUGGAAGUUGCAGAAAAGGCGGCACAUUUUAUUAGAAGACAUCUGUACAAUGAACAAACGCGCAGGCUUCAGCAUAGCUUUAGGAAUGGCCCAUCGAAAGCACCUGGGUUUUUAGACGAUUACGCGUUCUUGAUUUCAGGGUUGCUGGAUCUUUAUGAGUUUGGUGGUAGCACAAACUGGCUAGUUUGGGCAACUGAACUCCAGGAUAUGCAGGAUGAGUUAUUUCUCGAUAGAGAAGGUGGAGCCUAUUUUAACACUCCAGGAGAAGACCCUUCAGUGCUUCUACGUGUAAAGGAAGAUCAUGACGGGGCAGAACCAUCGGGAAAUUCGGUCUCUGCAAUCAGUCUUGUGAGAUUGGCCUCCAUGGUUUCUGGCAGUAAAUCUGAUCACUACAGGCAGAAUGCGGAGCAUCUUCUGGCUGUUUUCGAGUCUAGAUUGAAGGAAACGGCAAUGGCAGUGCCACUUAUGUGCUGUGCGGCCGCUAUGCUGACCGUUCCUUCCAGGAAGCAAGUUGUCUUGGUUGGCCAUAAGUUUUCUGAAGAGUUCGGAAACAUGCUUGCAGCUGCUCACGCCUUAUAUGACCUGAAUAAAACAGUAAUUCAUAUAGAUCCAACAAACACAGCAGAGAUGGGAUUUUGGGAAGCGAAUAACAACAAAGUUGCCCUCAUGGCUAGAAAUAAUUUUGCAGCCGACAAGGUGGUGCUCGUAUGCCAAAACUUCAUUUGCAGUCCCCCGGUAAGCAGCCCUAAAUCCCUACAAGAUCUGCUCUCUAAAAACUCUUCAGCGCGGUUGGAUGUAUGAGUUAGUCAAGAUUCGGAAUCUGCUCCACUUUUGUUAUACCUUUAGUUAGUAGUGUAUGAAAAACAAUAUAUCAUGUAGUACAGUCCCUUAUACAAUGAACCAAUAAAAUGCUUUCAUAGAA
Messenger RNA from Hibiscus syriacus, 2648 nucleotides. Its product is annotated as spermatogenesis-associated protein 20-like. Gene Ontology annotation, biological process: carbohydrate metabolic process. Gene Ontology annotation, cellular component: chloroplast. The record is from RefSeq and is a predicted model, not a curated record. NCBI's taxonomy places the organism in Eukaryota, Viridiplantae, Streptophyta, Magnoliopsida, Malvales, Malvaceae.